UGUAGUGGCGACAUUUUGGUGUAGUUUUUUUUUGUUAGCAUUAUCCGUCAGUAAGUGAGCUUCCGAAAGUAGUAGGAAAUUUUUAUGUUGAAAUUAGGAGCACGACUUGCUUCUUGAAAUAUUUUCGCGCACAGAUUUUUUUGUCGCAGCCAUAACUAACAAUCACGACAUCAAAAGACGAGUUGUAGGGAUUCUUGCAAAAAACACUCACAUCACGUUCGGGGGCUCUUCUUGUCAACAUCUUUGAGCAGCAGCACCAGAAAAUCGUGGCAUCAGGCGAAAUUCGGCGACGUCACCGAGUAACAGCUGCUGGGGCGAUGCCAUCGGAAUCGAACCCUCGUUCUUCACUCGUUGUUUUGAAAGCAGGGGAUCAUCUGAAAGAUGGGGGCCACAACUGUGCCUUGCCGUACCCCGAGGAUCCUCAAGCAACAAAGCAGGGGCCAUGGAUCGCGGUUCAACAGCCGAGCAGCAGCUUCGUGUCAGAAACGCCUUUGACAACCACUGCAGCACUGGACGGGCCGCGAGCAGCAGGCCUGCAACUUGAAGCUGCAGAAGAGCGGCAACAGCAGGAAACUACAGGGAGGGGCGGAGACUUUAAGAAUGGUUUUCCACAGCCGGAGACCCUCGCCAGCACACCAGCUGCAGCGCGGACUGUUUCUUUGACAAGUGGUUCUUCCUCGUCGGCUGAGGCUCGCCCAUCGAACCCUUCGCAGUGCCUCAAUCAUAACAGAGGCAGCAGCAGCCCCAUUCGAUCGGCCCCCGCACAGCGGUCGGGCGGGACGGGCAGGGGUACUACACUUGACCGCAGUACCAGCACUAGCAGUACUAGCCGUGAUUCGCAUUCGAACUACUUUGUCACUGCGCUUGUGACCGCCAAGGACGCCGAUCAUGGCGACUAUGCCGCCUUCUGCGGCCGGGACUUGGACCAGGAGCCGCUGUACAAGUACAAUGGCGCGUUGCCUGGUCUUGUAGCUGAAGAUGCGCGCUCCACCACAACCGGAGGUAACAGCAGCCUGUCCAGGUCUUACACUGCUUCCUCACCGCCCGAUCUUUCUGCAUCGAGUGCGGAGGAAGAAGCGGCUUCGCAGACCUCCGGGAUAGUACACGACACCAAACGUGGCACCUGUUCUGAAAAUCAUUCUACCGCUCCUGACUACACUUCUGCGACUUCGAUUUCCUUUGCGACGACCGGAGAGGUAAUGUUCACUGGCAGUACGUCUAGUAGUGCCAGCAGCACCGCCAAACCGCAUCUGCAGCAGACCGGUAGCACACGACGAAGUACAACAAGUUCGGUUAACAGUGACCAGCCUUUGGUCUAUGAUGGUCUCUCGGAGGUAGAACAACGGGAAGGUAAUUGUAUUACUGGCAGACCGAUGAUAGAUCCUGCCCUGCUGCUUGAGCAGCUGCAGCACGCAGGUGGGAAGGAAAUGAUCGCCUCCAGCAAGGAGGUAGUUCACACUGCAUCUUCUACUUCCGUCACGACAAAGCCGCAGUUGCAUAAUCGGGAACAAAAGCAACAUCAAGCAGGAACCACGCCCCACACCUCAGCCGUGUCGAUGCGAGCAGCAGAUUCCACUGAAUUCAAUUCACUGGAGUCUGCUGCUGCUUCUGCUGCGUCGAGCUCCUCCUCUCGCUCGAUGUCUUCCCGUGGUCCGAUGAACGACAGCCUUGCGUCGAGCCUCUACAACAGGCGGGGGCCGACCACCUCCGAUCACGACAGCCCCGUGUUUUCACUUCACUACAGCAGCCCCCCGCCGCCGACGUACGGCGACACCAUCGCCGUACAGCCCCCACGAAGGAGCAACAGCCAGACCAAAUACCGCUCCAAUAUCGCCGGUUCGCUUCAAGUCAACCUGAACCUGCCAGAUAGCCGUGCUGCCAUUCCAGCGCACCACCAGAGUAGUGCGCGAGAAGUGGAUCCGUGGUCGUCGUCUUCGCCACCAGGCUACGGUCACCACAUUGCGGCAACGACGAAUGGCAAUGCAUUAGCACCUUUUGAACCACCGACCGCAGACUGUGUGUGCCGAGCACUCGUUUCGGCUUGCAGCCAUGUGAAGCAGGCCGCGGGCUCUGUGCUGCGGUGGCAGACCAUUUUCGCCCUUUGCUUUGGCCUGUGCUGCGUGUGGUUCAAUUGUGUCUCGCAAGUUCUGCUGGACCACCGCUACAUCUACGGACGGAUCCACAUUUUUCCGGACGCGGAAGAAAUUGCGCGGGCAAAACAAGCCACACAAGACUGGUCGCAGGAGAAGUUCGCGGAACGAGUGGAGCGUCACGCGUUGCAGCACGACGUUUUCUUCGAUCUGCUGCCCGACGCCCGCAGUAUGGAGGAUCAUUCACUCCACUUUCUUUUCGACUCCGACGCCCUCCUGAAUAACCUCCUUCGGGUAUAAUUUCUAUAUAUAAUCUUCAUGGUUCUUACUAUUUUAAUUUUUUUGGGCUUGAUUCUAAAAAUUGAAGCCACCAACAUGCAGGUCUUCGGGCACUGUAAGUAGAAAUAAAUUUAUAAGGUACCUUGUUGAAUGCAUUUUUUACUCCGCGGUGCCUAGCUUUUCAUCCGACGGACGUAAAACUGUAGAAAUAUUGUCUCAUCAAAAAAAUAACUCAGAUGACGGCCUUGGUUUUCCUGCUGUUCCAUCCGCGCCGGAGUACACUAGUGGUUCGCUUUUUGCUCUGUCAGGGCUUUGUGUUCCUGCUACGCGGAGUCAGUAUUUUUAUCACGCCUCUGCCCCCACCGGACGCCAGUUGUCAGAUCGGGCUUCCCGCACCGGACGAGAAUUACUUGUGGGAAGGAUUCAAGACGGUGUUUCGGCACCGGGUCACCUGCUGCGAUGUCCUCUUCUCGGGCCACACCGUGAACUUCACAAUGUUAACGAUGCUGUGGUGGGACCACUUUGAUCGCCACGUCUGCCCCUACCCAAGCGUGCGUUUCCUGGCUAGGAGAGCAGUGCUGUUUUACGCCUGCCUAGGGUAUAAUUCAUUGCGGAUAUUCAUUUUGCCUUUGAGAGUUUUCCUUUUGGCUAUUUGUUUCCUUUUCCGCUAGUUUCCACAUACUAUACUUUGCUUUUGCAUUCUGAUUACGUCCUCCACGUAUGGCAAUUUACUCUUCCGGGUCAGGUCAGGUUCCGCUCCUAUGGUACAUUGCUUCCAUGCAUACUAACUUCUGAAACUACAACUACUUCCAGGUUCACCGCCAUGCUGAUCACGCGGUUUCAUUACACCGUUGACCUGUUCCUGGGUGCGAUCAUUUCUUUUUUUGUGUGGCGGUACUACCACGCUCAGUGCGCCUACUUCCGGCAGCUCCUGUCGAGCCGGAGGAGCUUUGCGUGUCUGGGAAAUAAAACCUCCCGACAAUUAUACGCAAACCACCAGCUGAACACCUCAAGCGCGACGACCAGCGAAGGGGAGGAGCCCGAACAAUCUGACCCGGAGAACGUGGCCUCAGCGGCAGUUCUGCAGCAGCAAAACAAGUACGCCAAAAUCAGCACCCGGGGGCCCCCGUCCGUCGGGCACCAGCACGUAAGAACGGUUUUCGAGCGCGGCGUGAUCGAGAAUCCCCACGGGUCCCUCGCAGCUCAACACAGCAGCUACAGAAGUGGUGGACACAGCAUUGUCAAUGGUGUUCUAUCCCCUGCUGCGCACCAGCAGGCCGAUCGGGGGCAAGACCUCACCGAGAACCUUGCGCACCUGAACCACCAGUCGAGAGACGAUCUUAUAGUUCCACAGUCAGCAAGCGAUGUCGACUGUGCUGGCGACAGCACGCUGCUGGUGCCGGACGAGCAACGGGAGCAGGACUUGAUGGUCCUCGAUCACGGCGGAGUGCUAGUUCAUCCGGGCAGCCGCACGGCUUCCAAUUUAUCCACCCGGGGGCCCUCGUCCCUUCGGGGCAUGGAAGUGGAAUCAGACGCGCUGCAUUCCGACGACGUAGUGCACCGAAUCUUUAACUACAUGUCUAACAUUGGUGAGCCGAAGCGAAUGCGAAAGUACGAUCCUAUCACCUUUGUGCAGCGAGGCUUGUGUGGCCUUUUCAUGUGGUUGGAAUUCACACCGACGCUACCGUUCUUCGGGUUGCAGUUAUUCUCCGGCGAUCGGGGAGGUCCCUCGGCACCCUUGUGAAGUCGAGUAUAGUUGUUGUCCUGCGGCGAGCGACAUAUACGAGAAGCGGGAUAAUUGCUACUCCCUGUAGAUGUAACAGAUUAAACAUACUUCCACAACAGAGAGCGACAGCCAAGAAGAUACAACUCUAAACAAACGACACUGCGACAAAAUUCAAUUCGAACAAAAGUGGCUACAUGCAUAUACAGUGCUGCAAAUUUUUUUCACGUCCUGUGCCAUGAGGAAGCGUAUAGUGAAGAAGCAAGAGCCUAUCACUCUCGAGCUACGGAGCGAUACGUCACCCUUCGGGCUCCCAAAGCAAAUGGUGCGAAACGCACACCCAUUUUCCGACGUUCUUGGUGGGUCUCUCUGCCUGCAGUAGACUUUGUUCUUAGUAGAAUGGCACCCAGCCAAGUAACGCACAGCAU
Messenger RNA from Amoebophrya sp. A120, 4520 nucleotides. Lineage: Eukaryota; Dinophyceae; Syndiniales; Amoebophryaceae. The record is from the annotation of a GenBank genome assembly.